GAAAGGUGAAGCAAAUCUAGCUGCGUGCUUGUGUCUUAACACGUCUCUUUCCUGGUUAGGCGCCCGGUAGUCAACUAACAAGCGAGACAGUCUGGUAUGUACUUGUGUUUACUUGCAAACAACAUAAACCAAUCGGGAUGUCAAUUUAAGAUUGUCGCUCGUCAGCUUAUCAAAUACACUGCUAGCAGAGUUAGCUCGAACCAACCGGCCCGUUACCUUCCACGUUGUUCGUCUGUGUUAUCAGAAGACGUCAACAUGCUACCUGACAAAGACGGACCAGGGGUAGCAGGUAGACAAAUAUGUCCCGAGGGCGAAGAACCUUCUGUUAGUCUCUUCAGAGAGUACCUCCGCCUCAGGACGGUCCAUCCAGAACCAGACUAUGAUAGUGCGCUGAGGUUUCUGGAUCGAAUCGCAGGGGAACUCGGAUUGCCCAUUAAGAAGAUAGAGGUUUGUCCAGGCAAAGUUGUGUCCAUCUUGACCUGGCAAGGGACAAACCCCAACUUGAAAUCAAUUUUAUUGAAUUCCCACACAGAUGUCGUUCCUGUUUUCCAGGAGCAUUGGAAAUACGAUGCUUUCAGUGCUUUCAAAGAUGCAGACGGCAACAUUUACGGCCGCGGCUCGCAGGACAUGAAAUGUGUGUCAAUUCAGUACAUUCAGGCUGUGAGACAGCUGAAGGCGGAGGGGCAGAAAUUUGCGCGGACUGUGCACUUAAUGUUUGUUCCUGAUGAAGAGGUUGGUGGUGAGAAAGGCAUGGAAACAUUUGUGAAGCAUCCCGAGUUCCAGAAAUUAAACAUCGGCUUUGCCCUAGAUGAAGGUCUGGCCAACCCCGGUAAUGCUUUCACCGUCUUUUAUGGAGAAAGGAAUCCCUGGUGGAUUACCAUCCACUGUCCUGGUAAUCCCGGUCACGGUUCGAGGUUUGUGGAAAACACGGCGGCUGAGAAGCUUCGCUGCAUCAUCAACUCUUUCCUGGCUUUCAGAGAGAAAGAGAAACAUAGGCUAAACACCAGCCAGUGUUUCACGCUCGGUGACGUCACCUCAGUUAAUAUGACCAUGGUGAAAGGGGGUGUGGCCUAUAAUGUCAUUCCAGCUGAAAUAGAUGUCAGCUUUGACCUGAGAAUUCCACCAACAGUAAAUCUACAGGAGUUUGAGAAAGUGAUCCAGGGGUGGUGUAAAGAAGCAGGCGAUGGUAUCACGUAUGACUUUGCUCAGAAACACAUGGACCAGAACAUUACGUCCACAGGUGAAAGUGACCCCUGGUGGAGUGCUUUUAGUCAAGCCUGCAAAGAAAUGGAUUGGACUAUUCAGAAGGAGAUAUUUCCCGCUGCUACAGACAGCCGCUUUAUCCGAGCUGUCGGGAUUCCUGCCAUUGGCUUCUCCCCAAUGAACCACACGCCCAUUCUGCUGCACGACCACAACGAAUUUCUGAACGAACGCGUCUUCCUGAAAGGUAUCGACGUGUACAAAAAGCUCAUCCCAGCUCUUGCCAAUGUACCCGCCUCUCCAAAUGAGGCCUAAGGAUAACCAAAGAAUGAUCACAUAGACCACAAAUCAAGCCUUGGCAAUCUUGAUUGCUUUAUUCGAUCUCAGGUUUAUAGUUUUUUCAAUUCAUUCUCACAGUUAAUGUGCUUAACUUAAAAGAUGCAUCCGCUAUGGCAAUUUGUUUGUCUGACUGUUUUAAACUCAUUUGGCACAGAUGUCGAGAUAAAUGACAGAUAAUUGAAAAACACUUACUGAAUCAACUUUCCACCACUAGUAUUUUAUUUAAUAAAUAUAUCUGAUUCCAUGGG
Molecule: messenger RNA, 1787 nt
Organism: Syngnathus acus (greater pipefish)
Lineage: Eukaryota; Metazoa; Chordata; Actinopteri; Syngnathiformes; Syngnathidae
Product: aminoacylase-1A-like
Exons: 14
Coding region: 97-1515 (472 amino acids)
Biological process (GO): amino acid metabolic process
Cellular component (GO): cytoplasm
Molecular function (GO): aminoacylase activity
Source: RefSeq, a predicted model, not a curated record